Trichomycterus rosablanca is the source of this 1318-nucleotide messenger RNA. It is a transcript of the gene trnau1apb, whose product is annotated as tRNA selenocysteine 1 associated protein 1b. Gene Ontology annotation, biological process: selenocysteine incorporation. The transcript is spliced from 9 exons. Bases 103 to 1065 code for a protein of 320 amino acids. Gene Ontology annotation, cellular component: nucleus. NCBI's taxonomy places the organism in Eukaryota, Metazoa, Chordata, Actinopteri, Siluriformes, Trichomycteridae. Gene Ontology annotation, molecular function: tRNA binding. The record is from RefSeq and is a predicted model, not a curated record.
GGUAUUUUCGAGCUAACUUGCUCGUUUGAGGCGGUUUUUCAGUCGAAGUUUGUGUUGAUAUUUUUUAAUAUUUUCAUUAGUAAAACACACCAAACCGCGAACAUGUUUAACCGAAUGACGAGUCUUUGGAUGGGUGAUUUGGACCCAUACAUGGAUGAAAAUUUUAUCAAGCAAGCAUUCAGCAAUAUGGGGGAGACGGCCUACAAUGUUAAAAUAAUUACACAUCGAGUAACCGGUGGUUCUGCUGGAUAUUGUUUCGUGGAACUGGCAGAUGAAGCCAGCGUCGACCGUUGUGUUCAGCGCCUCAAUGGGAAGCUGGUUCCGGGAUCAAAUCCUCCCAGAAAGUUUAAGCUGAACUAUGCAACAUAUGGAAAAAGACCUGAGCCUGGACCUGAAUUUUCAGUUUUUGUUGGAGACCUCACAUCAGAAGUAGACGAUUAUCAGCUUCAUCAGUUUUUUCUGAAAAAAUACCCAUCAUGCAAAGGGGCCAAAGUGGUCACUGAUCCCUAUGGCAAUUCCAAGGGCUAUGGCUUUGUGAAGUUCGGGGAUGAGAAUGAGCAGAAGAAGGCUCUUGAGGAGUUCCAGAAUGCUUCAGGCCUGGGAGGCAAACCUAUCAGAAUAAGCAUUGCCGUCAAUAAAAGUAACAAACCAACCAGCUACAACUCACAGAACAACAACUACAACAGCAAUUACCAACAACAGUACUAUCAACAACCCUACAAUAAUUACUAUCAACAGUGGGGCUAUGAUCAGUAUAACAGCUACAACUAUGGCUAUAACCCCUACGCAGUGCCCCCUCCGGUUCCUCAGGGGAUGAUGGGACCCCCGCCGCCUGUCGGAGCGCCUACAAUGCCUCCCGAUAUGCAGUCAACCACAGAGCAAUCACAUGAUGCCACUGAGGAAGUUGAAGAAGAUGUUGAAGACCCAAAUCCACCAGUGGACGUGGAAGUCCUGAACAGGGAGUACAUGGAACGUAGCGAGGAACUCUACGAUUCGCUCAUGAACUGCUGCUGGCAGCCUUUGGACAGCGUCACAUCUGAAAUCUCUCCUGUAAAUCCGUGCUGAUCGCUCGCGUUAAUCUCAGACCCAGAUCUUCCUUAUUAUAAACGGACCCAGACCCUUGUUAUGCAGGCACACAGUGUUCAAACAUCAGUCUAUUUUAUUCAAGAUUUACCGUGUUUCUCCUGUCUUUUUGUACAGUCACGUUCUUCAAGCAUUCAGGAGUAAAACUGUCUUGUUACUACACACAGAAGGAAAGUUGUUGUUACUGUGUUGUAAGAAUUUUUUUAACAAUUAUAAAUAAAUUUCAUUCAGCGUG